Messenger RNA from Baudoinia panamericana UAMH 10762, 777 nucleotides. RefSeq lists its product as uncharacterized. Bases 141 to 389 code for a protein of 82 amino acids. The record is from RefSeq and is a predicted model, not a curated record. Lineage: Eukaryota; Fungi; Ascomycota; Dothideomycetes; Mycosphaerellales; Teratosphaeriaceae. The transcript is spliced from 2 exons.
GCUCUCUUGGGGCGAGGAGUCACACCCACGUAAUGCUCGGCCUGUAUCCCUUUGUUUCGGAGACACACCUCGCUGCGCUUGAAUUAAGACCUGCCAUGCGGUGACUGGCCAAUGAACUUGCAUUUCCUCGCUUGAGAGAAAUGCGCGUGGAUAACGGCCGGAGAGUCGCGUUCACGGGUAUUGAUGCGCAAGGCCUGUUCGUCAAGGGCUUCAUCAACCGGUUGGAAUUAAAUCGGGUCCACGAUCGAUGCUACCAAAAGCCAUGCGAGAAAAUGAACACCGUCCCUUCCUUGGUGCGCUACAGCAACCAAUAUGGAACGCUAUGGCCACGGGCCAUGACAGGUUGCCGAAGAGACACAGCGCGGAAGCGCCACUCUAAUUACGAGUGACCCACCCACCACCACGCACGACGCUGCGCAAGGUUGACUGCUUGGCCAUGCUGCGCUUACGGAUGGUCCAUGCUCAUCAGGGAAAAUGAGCUCUGAUCAGGCCGAGGAGCUUGCUCGGCCGCCCUCUCGCGCGUGCGCUAGUUCACGGGCCACUGUGUCUUGAGAGGAGGAGAAGGCAGACAUCGAUCGCUUUCGAAAAGCGUUGCGUCUCAGCGUCCGACUACAUAGGCGGCCCCUGUGCUUCCAGCGACUCCGGCAGUGUCACACCUGUGGACUGUCCGUCAUCGAACGUCUUUGCGUGCCUUACUGCCUCAGCUUCUACCAGCCAGUUACGCCCCGCAUUUAUUUCUCGAAUCCACCCACCAACAAGCGACUGCUGAUCAUCCCG